UUUUGAACUUGCUUUCUCCGAUUCUCCAUUACAAAAAUUAUGAUCUAAUUUAUGACAACAUAGCGCCAGUCGUAGAUUAUUAUGCUACGGUGGCGCGUAUAUAAAUUACUCGAGUUUUAGCCAUGAUUCAAACCCCAUGGCUUAAAAUUUAGGCUCCUUUUAUCCUUUGUUUAGGUUUAUUUGACAUAAUCAAUAAAACUUCGAUGUGUCAAAAUGCAUAGCACGAUUUAUUCAAACCAUCGCUGGCAAGCGUUACACGAGCUCAACCAAAAGAAUAGCCAUGGCUUCAGAAAUUACGGCACCAUCAAAUCCAUAUCUAACGCCAAGCAUACUUCUGAAAUCUACAAUUUUCUGAAGGAAGACCCCAAUUUCAAUUUGAAGCCAGGAAAGACGGACGGAAAUUGUGAAGAUAUGGACGUAAGCAAUAAAAGCAGCAGAAGAUUAAGGACUCAAGAGCUAAAUUGCUGUAGGAAAAGCAAAGAUACUUCUAGCAAAGAUACAAAGAAAAGCUUAACCAAAUCCGAAAGCACAUCACGAAAUCAGAGUAAAAAAUCUAAUACAAACUCAUACGAACGUUUUUCAAAAACACUUGAUAGCAACUGCUCAUGCGAUUCAAAAUCGUCAAGUCCGAGUACCCGUACCCGUGAAAGUCUUAUUCGAGUCAGCAGCAAGAUUUCAAAGGAUUUAAAAUCUGUUAAAUCAAGGUCAAACCACGAAACUCCUCUAAAUAAAGCACUUGGUGAUGUUAAUAAGGCUGUAUCUUUUGAUAAAAGAUGCGAUGAUAGAAUAAGUGAACUAAUGGAAAUGCAGAAGGAACUGCAGCAUCAGAUACAACAAUUAGAAGAUAAGGAAGUAGAGGGAUUGACGAAGCUUAAGGAAGCAAAAUCUAUAUGGCCACGCAUGGAAGACUCGUAUGAAAAGAAAAUACAAAUUGCUUUAGAAAAACAAAAGGCUACAAUGCAAAAGAUGACUGAAGUUGAAUCUAGCAUGACAAAGUGGCGUAAGAGUAAUAAAAUUCUAGAACUUGAAAUAAGGAGCCUCAAUAAAUAUCAUCAAGAAUUGAAAGAUUUAAUACGAGUGAAAUCAAACAAUAUAACGCUUAUGAAAAAUGAAAUAGAAACCUUGAAAAAUAAAAUAGAGGGCACUAAAAAGCAAAUUAAAGCAGUAAAUGAAACUAUAAAAAAUAAGAAGAAGACAUCAGAUGACAGGAUAAAAAGUUUGUCUACAGAAAUUUCUAGAAUUAAAAAGUUAGUUUAUGAGGAGCAGAAACGUAAAAGUGACAGAGAAAUAGAAGGUAGCAAAUGUAUUGAAGAAGGGAGAGAAGACCUUUACAAAAUUUAUCGAAUUAUGCUACAAAAGAAACUGGAAAAUGAACAUCUUGGGACUGAGAGAGAAGAUUUAAAACAUGAAAUAGACUUUUUAAAAACCACUUGCGAGCAAUGCAAACAGAAAUGUCAGAAUAAAGACGAAGCUUUAUUAGGAGAAAUAGCCAAAGUUGAUGAAGAAAUCGCUGAUUUCAAAUUCCGAUGUGUACCAUGCCAUAAAUGUAUCGACACAUCGGAUGUAAGGAAAUUUUGUACAGAUUGCCCGCGAUGCGUCCAAGAAAAGUAUUGUCUCUUUGAUGAUGGGCAUUGCUUAGUAGAUGUUGCAAAUGAAUGUAUCUGUGAAAGCACGAAAGAAAAGUUCAUGAAAAAUGUUUUUAAAAAUAUGAACACCAUCUUAGAAAGUCAAACCCAGACUUCUACUGGAAAAGCUAUAGCCGAUAAAAUAUUGAGCUAUUUGAAGAGAAGUAGAAAUGGAAAAUUGAAUGAAGAGACAAGGAAAAUUUUACAAAACUUUGUAUUAACAACCAUAAAAAAUAAUUUAAAUUCUACUAUCAUUGGUGGCGCAAUGAAAACCAGAUGUGAGAUGGACCCGGACACUUACAAGCGAUUGAUGCUUUGUUUGCAAGGAAUCCAAAUAUCGCGACCACAUAAAGAAGAUAAAGAAACUGUUCCUAGAAAGGAGCCUUGUCGUCGCUGGGGCGAAACGAGUGAAUGUAAUUGUCCUAAAGGACCGAAAUGUUGUCCAUGUACUAAAAUGGCAUACACUAGUGAUUCCAAGACGUGCAAUGACACGCAACGUGCUCUGGGCGAAGUUACUCUAUGUCCUCGUGGUGUGUCAGUAUCUUGUGGCCCUGAUUGUGUCGUGCGCACCGAUCUGAAGUCAGAUUCUGAGAUGAAAAGCGGGAAACAGGCUCCUUGCAUUAAUAAAAAAUGCCCCUAUGUGAAGAAUACUACGGCAGUACAGUGUAUUUUAGAACAAAAUUAUCUAAAACAGCCUACGCAAGCAGCCAAUACUGAUGCGCCAUAUGCUUCCGAGAUCUUAAUGAUUUAUAAUCAAGCUGAAAAGAGAUCCACACUAAGAAAACAUGUAGUGAAUCACAAAGAUCUAUUCAAAGAAAAACACACCAGAAGAACUGAUAGAACGGCGUACAAGAAUGUCAAACAUAGAACAAGCCACAGAAUUUUAAAUGCCGCAUCCUUCGAGCAAUAAUCCUAUAGAUAACGGGUCAGCGCGUAAAAUCCGUCGCGGUAAAUAUAGCCUCACUUGAGGCGUGAGAUCUUAUUUUAAAUUAGUUCAUAAGUUUGAAUUCACAUUUUCCUUUUUUCACCUUCACCGUUUUUUUCCAAGUAUCAGAUAUCAGUUUAUAAGAGGAACAAGAGUUUUUUAAGAUAAAAGGUCGUAUGUGCGAAAUAACAUUUUGUUAUUUGUAACCUUAUUCCUUUGUGAGAUACUUGUUACUAGGUUCAACUUAAUAUGUUUUUAAACAUUUAUCUUUGUUCAUUGGGAAUCGAAUGUAGCUGCAUAAGUUUAAAUAUACGCGGACAGUUUUUAGUUUUGAUUUUUUAUGCAACCCGUUAUAUAUAGAAUUGUUUAUCGAAGGCCGCAUCAUUCAACAAAGGAGCUUUUAUCGUUACAUGACUGUAUUACACAUUAUGUAAUUAAUAAUAAUGUCGUAAAGUUAUUUCUAAGUAACAUGUCAAAUAAAUCGAACAACACCGCAAAUAUAUUCUUUUUCUAAUUUCUAUCCUGAUAAGCACUUAAAU
Molecule: messenger RNA, 3089 nt
Organism: Chilo suppressalis (striped riceborer)
Lineage: Eukaryota; Metazoa; Arthropoda; Insecta; Lepidoptera; Crambidae
Source: the annotation of a GenBank genome assembly